This is a messenger RNA of Corticium candelabrum, 943 nucleotides long. RefSeq lists its product as uncharacterized. Bases 93 to 752 code for a protein of 219 amino acids. The record is from RefSeq and is a predicted model, not a curated record. Lineage: Eukaryota; Metazoa; Porifera; Homoscleromorpha; Homosclerophorida; Plakinidae. Gene Ontology annotation, biological process: signal transduction; regulation of apoptotic process. The transcript is spliced from 3 exons. Gene Ontology annotation, molecular function: protein binding.
GGGACGUGGCUAUACGGGUCUGUCGACUUUUUUCCGUCUUGACCUUACGAAAGCCUUAGUAGCCGCAGAGCAUUGGACUCAAAGCUAGAGCAAUGUCGGCAAGCGAUGAGCCCCUGCAGAGACGUCUGAAAGACAAUUACGUUUAUCUCAUCAAUCAUCUUCUCGUGAAAGAUUGUCUAGAUGAACUGUUCGAGAAAGGUGUCGUCAACGAGGAAGAAAGCGAUGAGCUGCGAGAGCUGAGCGACCUAGAGAGUGCGAGGCGUUUUGUGGAUCGUCUUAAGCGCAAAGGAGAGGAAGUCAUCUCCAAUUUCCUCGAGAUUAUCAAGCGCAAGCAAACGUUUAUCUACGACCAUCUGAUGGCCAAGGGUGAAGGUCAAAAUGGUCGACAUGGUCAAGUGGCAGCUGGAGGAGACCCUCGGACGGUCGGAGGGGAUCAGACUAGUGAGUCUACAUCUGGAGGUGAUAGCAGUGGUCUGGACAUGAAAGCCAUUGUUACAAUCAAACAGAUGAAAGCGGUUGCUAAGGCUGUAAGACACAAAUGGCAGGACAUUGGAAUUGAUCUUGAUCUAGAUAUAAAUGAUCUUGAGGAUCUUAGUGGUGACAAAUACACUCGCUGCUUGUCAGUGUUGAAAAUGUGGAAGGAUUCAAACUUGACAACAGCUACAGUAGAGAAGCUGGUGGCUGUGGGUAGGAAGGCGGAAGUUUAUGGAGCAGUCGUGAGGGCGUUGCAAGAACAGUCAAAGGACACUUAGUUCUUCACUUCACACGCUGGACUUGAAUUUUACUGCAUGCAACAGCAUUUGCUGUAUUUUUAGCUAGCUAGCAACUCAAUGAAGAUGCUGUUGCUACAAUCAAAUUUGUAGUAGUGGGUUGGUGCUGCGUAGUGAUUUUAGUUCUUUUAGAUAAAUCUGAAGGCUUUAUAAAAAAUUUUUUAGUUGAUUGA